AUGGGCAGGAGGCAGCCAGGCGCCUCCCUAAAAUGGCAGCGUUGCUACCUCACUGCUGGGGCGUUUAUGUGCACAGGAGAUGUUCGUUCUGAGCAGCAGUAUCAGCAGCAGAAAUUUUCGAAUCAGUCCUCUGGGCCUUCUUACAGGAAAGACCAGUAUUUUCCAAAAGGGCAAAAUAAAGGAGAGAGAGGCAGAGGAAGAGGAGGAUGGCAAGCAGGACGCCAGAGUGUUUCUGAGGAAAUGCCGAAAUACAUAACAGUGUCUACCUUUGCUCAAGCUCGUGCUGCGGAGAUCAAUGCCAUGUUGAAAGCAGUUGCGCAGAAGUCUUCAAACUCUCUAGUUUUCCAGACUCUACCUAGGCACAUGCGAAGGCGAGCUAUGAGUCACAAUAUUAAACGCCUACCCAGGCGACUUCAAGAGAUUGCCCGGAAAGAGGCAGAGAAAGCUGUGCAUCAGAAAAAAGAACAGUCAAAGACUAAAUGCCGUAAAGCUAGAAGGCGCCACAUAAAUUUAGUAGCAGAGUUUAAUCGCAGGCAAAGAAAGAAUAUUUGGCUGGAAACGCAUAUAUGGCACGCAAAGAGAUUUCAUAUGGUAAAGAAAUGGGGAUACUGUUUAGGAGAUAGCCCUACGGAGAAGAGCUACAGGGCUUGUUACCGAGCCAUGACAAAACACUGCCUUCUUCAGGAUUUAUCCUAUUAUUGUUGCCUGGAGUUGACUGGUAAAGAGAAUGAGCUUCUGAAGCAACUUGGUCGAAUAUGUAGCAUUGACACAGGAUUAACAUUUGAAGAGGCUUGUUGUCUGUCUGGAAGGUUUGAGGGUUCCGUGAAUUUUUACCGAGCAGAUCGCUAUCCUGAGGAUAUGCUUGGUACCGUUACAUUUAUUUGGAAACCCAGGGAUGGAUCUGAAAACAGGCAGUUGUGGAUCUGGAUGCAUCCAGCUCUCAAACGGGACAUACUGAGAGAGUUAAAAGAAAUUUUUCAGUGUUCAGAGCCUGAAGAAAUCUAUAUUCCUGAGCCUGUUACAGCAUCAGUUCAAGAGGAGGAACAAGUGGAUGUUGUUCUGAGCCUUGGCAAGAAAAGAAAGAAGGAGGAUAAAGAAGGAGAAAAAGCUGUGCCAGUGAAAAAAAUAAUUGGUGAUGGCACUAGAGAUCCAUUCCAGUCCUACUCUUGGGUCUCUCAGUCUGCUGGUGUUGUGAUUAGUGAUAGAACUAUGGAGAUUCUCAGAUAUCGGCUGAUUGGCCCAUUAUCACACUCCGUCCUUACAGAGACCUUGAAAGCUGCUUCUCUCCAAACAGAGUUGACAGAUUCAGACAUAGAACUGAAUAACUGGUGGGUAGAAAAUUGCAAGGACUCUGAAAAAGUAUCUCUUCAUCAACGUCAAAGUGCUAUCUUUGAGCUUUUGGAAGGGAUGAGUUCACCAUCAGAAAUGCCACCAGGUACAAUACUGGGCCUCACUGUUGGAGAUCCUCGAGUCAAUCUGCCAAAAAAGAAAACAAAAGCCAUGCCAGACUUCGAAAAAUACCAAGAUAAUGAUAAAGUUAGGCAGCUGUACCUGGAGGGUGUACCUGUAGACUGUGCUCGCAGCUUUAUCUGGGACCAGGACAUCUGUAAGAACGUCACUGAAAAUAAAAUCUCAGAGCAGGAUUUAAACCAUAAGAGAGCUCAAUUACUGGUACCUGGAUCACACCUUGAUUUGGGUCCUUGUGAAUCUAAGAUUCCCAUACUGUUGGUGCAGCAGCCGGGGAAAAUGGCUGGAGAAGAUCGACCUGGAUGGGGGAGUGGCUGGGGGAGCUAUCUCCCAAAGGGCUGGGGCAUGGCUUUCUGGAUUCCUUUUGUGUAUGCGGGGCUUUACUUUUGAAUGACGACGUGAAGAAAGCUAGAAAAAGCUUCCUAAUUGCAAGAGGCUCUAAAGCAUUCUGAAUAUCAAAGAACACCUCACACUCCAAAUGAUUUCCCAGACUGCCAGGCGGGAAUGCAGUUUGCCAAAGAGCUGGAAACCAGUCUUCUUGAAAAAUUCAAACGACGUCCACCUGCAAAAAGGGCAAAUUAUGUCAAGUUCGGCACUCUGUCCCCUUUCCUCUGUCCUUGGGGGCAGUUGACGAAGAACUGGGAAGGAAGAAUGAAAGCUUCAGGAGAAUUUGCACAUCCUUCUUCCCCACACCCUGAGCGCUGCGUGACUGAAGGGCAUAGCUUUUGUGACUCCAAAGCAGAAGUGGUCAAUGAAGCUUCCUCUGAGACCGGUGAAGUAGAGGAGACCAUGGAAAUAACAAGCUCGGAAGGUGUCACAAAGACAGGUGAUGUUACAGGCGCCAAAGACUUUGGUAGGAGAGAUGAAGCUAUGGCAAGUGACUUUGUUGUUCUCAGGAGUGAGAAACUACUAAUGCAGUUAUCAGCCUGGUGCUAUCCCACUGUUGGAAAAGAUCGGCGAAUCCGCCUUAUUGCUCGCCUGGGACAGAAGGAAAUGACUGAAGAUGUCUUUUUGCCAAUCUUGAUGAGCUAUCCGAGGGCUCUCGUAUGGGUCAACUUGUCUGUUUUGAGAAAGGGGAACCCUGAAUUACAUGCCAUGAUUUGCAUCCCAACAGAAGACGAUUUUCUGCAUCUAAGCAAAGACAGACUCUUCUGUGGUCCUCAGGAACCCAGACAUCGGGACAUAUUCAAGCACAAGGUACAGAAAGUAAAAGACGAGCGGAAGAAGAAGAAGAAAAAGGAUAACACGAAGGCUCUGGAAAGUGACCCUUCGAGUGUUCCAGAUAAAGAAACAACUGAGGAGCACGAAGACCUCAUUCUCGGUCUUUGGUCGGACGCUCUCCCGGAUGUUACUUCCCACUGCUCCAGAACUCUCUUGGGAUAUGUCACUCGCGGGGAUUUUUCAUUGGCCGCAGGCUGUGGAGAAGCGCUGGGUUUUGUUAGCUUGACAGGGUUGGUUUAUAUGUUACACAACCAGCCAGCAGAUAAAAAAGGGCUUGUUUUGUUAAGAGCUCCAGCAUCUUUACAGUACAGAUUUGCAAGACUUAAUAUUGAGGUUUAAGUAUCAUUGCAAUG
This is a messenger RNA of Opisthocomus hoazin, 3041 nucleotides long. The record is from RefSeq and is a predicted model, not a curated record. Lineage: Eukaryota; Metazoa; Chordata; Aves; Opisthocomiformes; Opisthocomidae.